Athalia rosae (coleseed sawfly) is the source of this 1215-nucleotide messenger RNA. RefSeq names its product ribosome-recycling factor, mitochondrial (gene mRRF1). Bases 191 to 1054 code for a protein of 287 amino acids. The transcript is spliced from 2 exons. Gene Ontology annotation, cellular component: mitochondrion. The record is from RefSeq and is a predicted model, not a curated record. Gene Ontology annotation, biological process: translation. Lineage: Eukaryota; Metazoa; Arthropoda; Insecta; Hymenoptera; Athaliidae. Gene Ontology annotation, molecular function: ribosomal large subunit binding.
ACUUUACCUCACCUCAUCCAACCUAAGCUGAAACAACCUACCUUACACAUUGCUAGUGAAUCAAACAUUUUUUCGUGCGUUUCUUGGUCUGAAUCAAGUAACUGUGAGACGAAUCCGCAAGUCGAGGUAUAAUUUGUUAACAAGUGCGCUUUGAUUGACCUUGAAAUAGUUAAACAUUAAGUUCUAAAGAAUGGUCAACCUGGGAAUGGCGCGCGAAUUAUGGAUUUGCACGCGUUUUGCACGGAACCGGCUUACUUUGUUGUCGCCGACACGAAAGACACCGGAGAUAUCAACGAGUAUCAAUUAUUCGCACAGAUUUGGCUGUACCGAAUUUUACAGUAAAAAUAAAACUGAGGAUAGACGGCUACCGUCUCUGAAUUUGCUGUCCUCUGUGCCUACACAUGGCAUUGCAAGUUCUGCCGUAAGUUUAGCAAAAAAUAAAGACCGCGGCAAAGAGAAGAAAGGGUCGGCAAAAGUACAAGUAAACCUUAACGAAUUGUCACAAGUUGUGGACGUUGACCAUCUCACUUCGCAAAUGCAGAAAGCAUUGGAUGGUCUGAAAACUAAUUACACAAAAAACUUGACGCUAAGAUCGUCAAUUGGUGCGAUAGAGGAACUUCCAGUUACCUUUGAAGGUAGAGAGUACAAAUUACAAGAGUUAGCGCAGACCGCGAGAAAGCCAAAGAUGGUGGUUAUCAACAUCUCUGCCUUUCCACAAGCAAUACCGAACAUAAUUAAGGCAAUAUCAAAAAGUGGAAUGAAUCUAAAUCCGCAACAGGACGGUACGACGCUUUUUGUACCUACCCCAAAAAUAACUAAGGAACACAGAGAAAAAUUGGCGAAAAACGCAAAGACCUUAUUUAUUGAGGCACGAGACCACGUCAAGGAUAUUCAAUUACGUUGCAUUAAAUCGUUGAAAAAUAAACCUGGAAUAUCCGAAGACACGCUGCGCAGCACGCAGACUCAAAUUCAAGCCUUAGCCGAUAAGUACAUAAGCGAGGCCGACGAAAUAUUCAAAACGAAGCACAAGGAGCUGCUGGGAGACUCCGAAUAAUGAGUCGAUUAUCUCGCAGCCUAUUAGGUUGUUCAAAUAAUUGUUCUUUCAAUAAGGAGAGAAAAAUAAUAAUUCGAUUCAUCGACCGGCGAAUUUUAAUCAUACGUCUUUGUACAGAUAUAUAUAGAUGGGCAAUUAAAACUACGAUGUCGGAAGAUUAA